Molecule: messenger RNA, 7046 nt
Organism: Bubalus bubalis (water buffalo)
Lineage: Eukaryota; Metazoa; Chordata; Mammalia; Artiodactyla; Bovidae
Gene: CYLD
Product: CYLD lysine 63 deubiquitinase
Exons: 16
Coding region: 3700-6561 (953 amino acids)
Biological process (GO): regulation of intrinsic apoptotic signaling pathway; positive regulation of extrinsic apoptotic signaling pathway; necroptotic process
Cellular component (GO): cytosol
Molecular function (GO): K63-linked deubiquitinase activity; cysteine-type deubiquitinase activity
Source: RefSeq, a predicted model, not a curated record
UGUAUAUUUUCAAAUCUGUGUGACCUGAACCUCUUCUGAAAUGUCAAAAGAAAGUCCUAUUCAGUAUGGCUUCAGGGUUAAAAAUAUUACUGUAUUACAACUCUUUGAGAAUGAUCAUUCAGCACUUAUAGUAUUACUCAGUUUUCCAGCCUGAAAUAAGUACAAUGGUAUUAAGAUGAAUUGUUUCAAAGUGAAGUACAGUAUAUUGUUAGAGGUAAUUUUUAAACAGUUAGGCCUGAAAAGUAAUAAGAACAAAAAUGAGGGCAGCCGUCAUAUCUUAAAUCUUCUGUAUUUUUCAGUUUCGACCGCUGUGCUGAGUGCAUAAAAAUACUAAGCUAACAAACCUUGAUUGAUAAAGAACUCACUGACAGUGUGAUUUAAAUCUUAUGCGGUCUUGAGUCAGUUUUUACUGCUUGGGGUUCUUAAGACUUAAGUGUCGUGCUUGUCCCAGUGAAAGAAGAAUGUAGGCAUCGUGUUCAUUUCUUCAGUGGGAGAACAGUCUCUAUUAGCAUAUUCUGCUGUAAGGCCAGUAUCAUGCUCGUGCUCAGUUGUGUCUGACUCUUUGUGAUGUCCCGUAGACCGCGGUCUGCCAGACUCCUCUGUCCAUGGGAUUUCCCAGGCAAGAAUUCUGGAGUGGGUUACCAUUUCCUUCUCCAGUAAUGCCAGUUUACUGAGAUAUUAAUGAUCAUUAAAUUUGUCUUAUAUACCUCUAGUAGAGCCAUAAAAUUUUCUGUUUAACUUUAUCAGUUACAAUCAGAAUUAGUUUUUAAUAUGAUAGUUCCAAACCUAUUCUUUCUUCAUGUAUUCUUUAAAAGAGGAAAUACCACAUUUUGGGAUAAUGUGGUUAUCCCAAAAUGUGGUUUUUAUUUUUGGAUAAUGCUUUUUAAAUAUUUUAUAACUUUCACUUUGGCUGGUCUGGUUGUCUAACAUGACGACUACUAUUAAUGAGUUUGUUCACUCGUUUAUGCUAAUGCAAGUCAGAAAAAAGUUACUGCUCCUUGUGUAGUUCUUUUUAAGAUAUGGUUCAUAAUAACUGUUAUUAAAUUGCCCACAACCUUCUUAUAAACCAAAGUAGUUGGUUUAACUGUGUACUGUCUCUGAAAUGAUGUGCAAAAAACCUUUUGUAAUCAAAUUGAUUUGAAAUAGGGUGUCCUAAUGCCUUCCAUAUAGUAGUUUAGUUUUGUCUUGGAACAUUCCAUUAGCACUGGUAGUUUUUAUUUUAAAUUGUGACAUGGAUUAUGAAGCUGGAGAAUCAAUCCAGCAAGAAUUGUUGGCAUAUACUAAUUAUUAAGAUUCAAAGAAUUUUAAUAUUUGAAGGCAUAAUUUGUUGGAACUAAAAAAAAUUCCUUUCAAAACAAUUGCCAUACUUUAAAAAUAAUUUUGACCAAAAAUAUUUAAAUAUAUUUGAAAAAGAACAAUGCAACUUCACUUUUUUAGGAGUUGCUUUUUGACCAUCUCAUCCUACCUGGAGCAACAGAAAUAAUGCCUGUGAAAUAAAGCCUAUGCGCUUUACUCCUAAAGACCUGUUCAGAAUUUAUGUAUUCCUCUUUUUGUUACUGUUUUAUCUUUUUAAACACACAACCAUAUUUCAUUACCUGGCUUCUCAGAACUGAUUAGAAACAGUAAGCUGGAAGGCUGUACAAGAAGUCAAGUGCAUGUUGCAGGAAACCACAGAAGAUGGCUGAUGGCAAGGGAAAAUGGUAGAGUGUAAAUCUAAGGAAGGAAGAUGCAGGAACUCAGAAAAACCGUAAUAUAAAACCUCUUAGCAAAGAGACAAACAUCUUUUCAUAGUGACAGCCACAUACAAUGAUUUACAUUUAUGUUGGUAACUCAGUGCUCAAGAUAAAAUUGAGACUAUUUCCUUGUUGAAAAAUGCUGACAUUUAAAAAGAAUUUUAGUCUGCAAUAACAAAUACUGCAUUUGGGAACUUUUAAGGAAUAGAGCCAAAUUAAGGUUUGGGUCACUGGGUAGCUCACCGCAGGAGUUUUGUUUAUAUGGCGCCAAGGGUUUCCACAGGUGUCUUAUAUAAGUGGCAAAUGUAAAUUGAUCCUGUUUCUGCUGAAGUAGUGCCCUCAAGUGGAAUUAAGGCAAACACAUUAUAGAAAAAGAGAAAACCACUUUAUGCUACCCGCCCUCACUAAAUGUUGUGCAUAUAUUUCAGUGAUGUUGAUUUGAAGAACAGCAAAGCCCUUUACCCUGUCUCGGGCAGUCUUCAUGCCUCAUUCUAGCUUGUAGAGGGCCUUUUUAGUAAUAAAAACUUUACAUUAUAGAAAAACCUCAUCAACUACCGAUGUGUUAUAAAAGAAAUACUAUUCUGUGUGUAGAUUUGCCAGGUUAUGUAUUUAAUCAUUAAGUUAAAUGGCUAAACUUAAAAUUUGGUUCUUUAGUUUUAGGAAUAUUUAUUUUUUAACUCCAAGAAUAAAAUAGAUGAAUAUGAUAUUGCUGUCACCUGCUGCUGUUAGCCCAAAUAAUGGAAAUGAAUAUCACCUCCUCACAGGAGGAUGGAAUAAAUACUGUAUUUAGAAACCAAAUAGCCACAUGCAUGUGACAGAGAAUACCUAAGAACCAUUGUUUUCAGUAAGAUAAUGAAUUAACAUAAUGAAUUAUAGUCUACUUGAUGAAAUUGUAUAGUUUUAAACCUGUGAUUCAAGUAGGGUUAAGAAGGCUAUUUUAAUUGUGAAAUAUGAAUAUCCUUGUAAAAAUUUCAAAUGCAAAUUUGAAAGUGAGAAAGAAACAAUCUUUUUUUCCUUGUCUACAUAGUUAAACUUGUGGUAUAAAAACAUUUUAUGCUUGAUACUAUACUGCAGUUAUAUUUCUUCCUUAUGUAGUAGUACAAGUUUUGAUGGCUACAAAAUUGAUUUUUAAGACAUUGUUAAUAUAAGCAGAUUUAUAAUAUCUGAUCUUUAUGAUUGAGAGAGAUUAAAUGAUAGCUAUGAUUAAUAUGAUUAACAUUUGCUUAUUAAGGAUAAAAUGUGUAAGAUAAGAAAAUGAAGCUGAGUUAGAUAAAAUGUUCCAUUAUCAAAACAUGGCACACAGAUAAAUGAAUUGUGGUUGAAGUUUUAGAAUGUGAUUUGAUGAUAUUUUUAUUGAUAAAAAUGUUCAACAUAAUUGUGAUGGGUAACUUUUUACUUAAACUACUGGUAUAGAAAUAAUGGCCUUUUUGAUUUGUGUGUUUUGCCCAAAUACAGCAGCUUAUUCAUUUAAGUUAGGCAGAGUCUAUUAAUUUUACUUUUUAAAGUUUAAAAAUGUCAGAAUAUUUAUAUAAGAUUAUAUUUUACUAGAAUCUGAGUUCAUAAAUUUCAGUGCCUUGGAAACAAACAUUAUUGUCUUUGGAGAUAAUUUACAAUUGAAUCUCCUUUAUUAAAUAUGCAAUAUUACAGUAGAUACAAGUAAUAUAGUAUGUCUUUUAACCUCUCAAGAUAUUUUUGAAAGUAUAUCAUUAUGUGUAUGUGUGUGUUUUUACUAGCUGAAUGAAGAAUUUAAAAAUUCUUUGACCUUAAUUUUAGCUCAUGUAGAGUGAAGUGUAAAGUUUCUCUUUGCUUGUCCUCCAGGCAUUUUGAUUUGCUGUCUUUUUACAGCAUGGACACCAAAUUGCUAAAAACAUGCUUUGGGACUGCCAAUGAAUUUAUCUUUUGUGGUUUUACUACACACUUAGUAAUUCCCUUUUUCUUGAGUUAAUAUUUUGGAGUUAAUAUCACAAUGAGUUCGGGCUUAUGGAGCCAAGAAAAAGUUACUUCACCCUACUGGGAAGAGCGGAGUUUUUAUUUGCUUCUUCAAGAAUGCAGUGUUACAGACAAACAAACACAAAAACUCCUUAAAGUACCAAAGGGAAGUAUAGGACAGAAUAUCCAAGACCGUUCUGUGGGGCUUUCGAGGAUUCCUUCUGCCAAAGGCAAGAAAAAUCAGAUUGGAUUAAAAAUUCUAGAGCAACCACAUGCAGUUCUGUUUGUUGAUGAAAAGGAUGUUGUAGAAAUAAAUGAGAAAUUCACAGAGUUACUUUUGGCAAUUACCAAUUGUGAAGAGAGGUUCAGCUUGUUUAAAAACAGAAACAGACUAAGUAAAGGCCUCCAAAUAGAUGUGGGCUGCCCUGUGAAAGUCCAGCUGAGAUCUGGGGAAGAAAAAUUUCCUGGAGUUGUGCGCUUCAGAGGACCUUUAUUAGCAGAGAGGACAGUAUCGGGAAUAUUCUUUGGAGUAGAAUUACUGGAAGAAGGUCGUGGCCAAGGUUUCACUGAUGGCGUAUAUCAAGGGAAGCAGCUUUUUCAGUGUGAUGAAGAUUGUGGAGUAUUUGUUGCGUUGGACAAGCUAGAACUCAUAGAAGAUGAUGACACUGGAUUGGAAAGUGAUUAUGCAGGUCCAGUGGAUACAAUGCAAGUUGAACUUCCCCCUCUGGAAAUAAACUCCAGAGUUUCUUUGAAGCUUGGAGAAACUAUAGAAUCUGGAACGGUUAUAUUCUGUGAUGUUUUGCCAGGCAAAGAAAGCUUAGGAUAUUUUGUUGGUGUGGACAUGGAUAAUCCUAUUGGCAACUGGGAUGGAAGAUUUGAUGGAGUGCAGCUUUGUAGUUUUGCAAGUGUUGAAAGUACAAUUCUCUUGCAUAUCAAUGACAUCAUCCCAGAGAGUGUGACACAGGAAAGGAGGCCUCCCAAACUUGCAUUUAUGUCAAGAGGUAUUGGGGACAAAGGUUCAUUCAGUCAUAAUAAACCAAAGGCUACAGGAUCUACCUCAGACCCUGGAACUAGAAACAGAUCUGAAUUAUUUUAUACCUUAAAUGGGUCUUCUGUUGACUCACAACCACAAUCCAAAUCAAAAAAUUCAUGGUACAUUGAUGAAGUUGCUGAAGACCCUGCAAAAUCGCUUACAGAGAUUCCUCCAGACUUUGGACACGCUUCACCACCACUGCAACCUCCUUCCAUGAACUCACUCUCCAGCGAGAACAGAUUUCAUUCUUUACCGUUUAGUCUGACAAAGAUGCCCAACACCAAUGGAAGUAUUAGCCACAGUCCACUAUCUCUGUCAGUUCAAUCUGUGAUGGGCGAGCUGAACAAUGCCCCUGUGCAGGAGAGUCCACCCUUGGCCGUAUCUUCUGGUAACUCACAUGGCCUGGAAGUGGGCUCGUUGGCUGAGGUCAAGGAGAAUCCUCCUUUCUAUGGGGUAAUCCGCUGGAUUGGUCAGCCACCAGGCCUCAAUGAAGUACUAGCCGGACUGGAACUGGAAGAUGAAUGUGCGGGUUGUACAGAUGGAACAUUCAGGGGUACUCGCUAUUUCACCUGUGCCCUUAAGAAGGCGCUGUUUGUUAAACUGAAGAGCUGCAGACCGGACUCCAGGUUUGCGUCCCUGCAGCCAGUUUCCAAUCAGAUCGAACGCUGUAACUCUUUAGCAUUUGGAGGGUACUUAAGUGAAGUAGUAGAAGAAAAUACUCCACCAAAAAUGGAAAAAGAAGGUUUAGAGAUAAUGAUUGGAAAGAAGAAAGGUAUCCAGGGUCAUUACAAUUCUUGUUACUUAGACUCUACCUUAUUCUGCUUAUUUGCUUUUAGUUCCGUUCUGGAUACUGUGUUACUUAGACCUAAAGAAAAGAAUGACGUAGAAUACUAUAGUGAAACUCAAGAACUCCUGAGGACAGAAAUCGUUAAUCCUCUGAGAAUAUAUGGAUAUGUAUGUGCAACAAAGAUUAUGAAACUGAGGAAGAUACUUGAAAAAGUUGAGGCUGCAUCAGGAUUUACCUCUGAAGAAAAAGAUCCUGAAGAAUUCCUGAAUAUCCUGUUUCAUCAUAUUUUAAGAGUAGAACCAUUGUUAAAAAUCAGAUCAGCAGGUCAAAAAGUACAAGAUUGUUACUUCUAUCAAAUUUUUAUGGAAAAAAAUGAGAAAGUUGGAGUUCCUACAAUUCAGCAAUUAUUAGAAUGUUCUUUUAUCAACAGUAACCUGAAAUUUGCUGAGGCACCAUCAUGUCUGAUUAUUCAGAUGCCUCGAUUUGGAAAAGACUUUAAACUAUUUAAAAAAAUUUUUCCUUCUCUGGAACUAAAUAUAACAGAUUUACUUGAAGACACCCCCAGGCAGUGCCGGAUAUGUGGAGGGCUUGCAAUGUAUGAGUGUAGAGAAUGCUAUGAUGACCCUGACAUCUCAGCUGGCAAAAUCAAGCAGUUUUGUAAAACCUGCAAUGCUCAAGUCCACCUUCAUCCUAAGAGGCUGAAUCAUAAAUACAACCCAGUGUCACUUCCCAAAGAUCUGCCUGACUGGGACUGGAGACACGGCUGCAUCCCCUGCCAGAAGAUGGAGUUAUUUGCUGUCCUCUGCAUAGAAACAAGCCACUAUGUCGCUUUUGUGAAGUAUGGGAAAGACGACUCUGCCUGGCUCUUCUUCGACAGCAUGGCUGAUCGGGAUGGUGGUCAGAAUGGCUUCAACAUUCCUCAAGUUACCCAAUGCCCAGAAGUAGGAGAGUAUUUGAAAAUGUCUCUCGAUGAUCUGCAUUCCUUGGACUCCAGAAGAAUCCAAGGCUGUGCACGAAGACUUCUCUGUGAUGCAUACAUGUGCAUGUACCAGAGUCCAACCAUGAGUCUGUACAAAUAAACAGGAUCAUCUGGACGGGUGCAGAAAUCAAACACACAGUUUUCAUGUUGCAUCUCACUUGAGCUGGCAGUUCUGUUCAGCGUCCAUUGCCGGCAAUGGAUGUCUUUGUGGUGAUGAUCCUUCAUCGCAGGAUUCCUGCGUUUAAAAACAAAUUGCUUUUGUGUCACUAAAGUAUUUAAUAAGCAUUUUGCACUCUAGAGAGUAUGUUUGUGUUGGUUUUUUAAGAAGUCUAAAUGAAGUUAUUAAUACCUGAAGCUUUAAGUUAAGUGCAUUGAUCAUAAGAUAUUUUUGGAAGCAUAAAAUUUUAAUUGUGACAGUUUAAAACCUCUUUUAGUCCAUUGAGAAUGUAAAUAAAUGUGUCUUCUUUAUGGACCAAGGUUAUGAAAUCAUUUUUCCUUUGUAGCUAAUUGUUGCCUUGAGGAGGAUGUACUUUGGUUUUAUUGAGUCUACUUUCAAUCCAGUGAUUAAAGUUGUUUUGAGUUUGA